Messenger RNA from Topomyia yanbarensis, 2617 nucleotides. Its product is annotated as mucin-2-like. Lineage: Eukaryota; Metazoa; Arthropoda; Insecta; Diptera; Culicidae. The record is from RefSeq and is a predicted model, not a curated record. The transcript has 2 exons. The coding region runs from base 415 to 1929 and encodes 504 amino acids.
ACAUGAGCGUCGGUCAUUUCGGUUCUGUGAUUUUGUUCGAACGCGGUAUCUCGGAGUGUUGAGUGAAGUUGUUUUGUAUUUUUCUUUGCUUUUUCCUGCUCUUGUCACGCCAUCACCGCAUAGUGUGUCGUUUGAGAAGAGGUGCGGUGUUUUGAAAAAUCGUAAAAAAACGGUGAAAUUCGAAACCUUUGGUGAUUUUUCGGUGAACAAACUGACGAUAAGUUAUCGUGGAACAAGUUGGAAUAAGUUAGCGAAGCAUUGAGUGCUAGUUGAAGCAUUUUCUAUUGGAUUACCCGGAACGAGUCGGCCUGGGCUGUAACGGAAAAAAACGCAGUAGAAGCACCACCAACGACCCGAAUCAAUCUCUGCUAAUCGCGUGCGUGAAUCCCACAAUCAUCACCAACCUCAUCGGCAAUGUCCUUGCAGGUGCAAUCGAACCAGCAACCGCCGUCCGGGCGACGCACGCCCCAACUUUACCAGAACUUUGGCUCACCGACCACUACGACAUCCUCUAAGCUGUCGCUGAAAGCGACUGGCACUGAAAAGCCGGCUGGGGAAGCGGCAAGUGCAAAGGAAUCACCGACCACCACCGGAAAGGAUAAAUCAACAAGCUUAGUUGUGUCCGUUACGAAACUGAGCGCCAGUGCGAAGGUAGCAGAACAGGAAAAGGUCGAAAAAGUAACGGCAACCAAUGGAAGCACUAACGGCGAUCACAGCGAAAAGGAGACUAACGGGAAAGCUGAAGAAACCGUCGCUGUAACUACUCCGGUGAAGCCAGCUUCGGAGCCCACCAAAAAGGAAGAUGAGAAGGAAAAGAAAGUCAAGCAGAGUCCUAAAGCAAGCCCUAAUACGACUCCUCAAAAGCAACCAACCGAAUCGGUUCCUGCAGAACAGAUCAAAACAGCGGAAGACACCGAUAAAAAAUCAACAGAGUCUCCCCCGGUCACUCCGGAGCAAAAAAAGAAGGAAAAACCCUCGGUGGAAAAUUCACUGAUCGCAGAAAAAACUCUCAAAGGUUUCACCGCCGAUGGGGAAGAGAUGGAAUCGCUGGUCGUUGAACCAUCCGAGUACGAGGAUUCUCCAAUGCCACCGCGCACCGGCGGCAAAUCCAAGCUGCUGAAAUACGCAACAGGACCACUGACACGAGCUCGCAUCAGUCCGUACCGUGUGCACGAGAUCACAAGCAACGCCAGCACCGUCGUCAAUCUGAGCACCGUGAGCGAGGGUCAAACCAGUGCCCCCGAGUCGAAUGAAGCUUCACCGGCUACCGACUUCAAUCGGCCAUUGCGUACCAUUUCCGGUAGACGCUCCACUCGUCCCAUCUCAGACAUCCAGUUUUCAUAUCGCAAAUCAACCGAGCUCAAUGAUUCUACUUCCAGCAUGAAUGUCACCAUCGGGUCCGAAAUUCACAACGACAGUCUGCGUACGCCGGCACCGGGAUCUUCCCGUAAACGUAAAGCGAUGACACCGGAAUCUACCUCGGAUGCACUCGAUGUGCAGGAAAUCGUCGACAGUCCCAAACGGGGCCGGUUGGACUUUAGCGGAUUGCUCGGAAUUGUCGCCAGUCCGGUAACACUGCUCAAAAAUCGACUUUCGCGGGUUAGAUUGCACGCUAGCACUCCGGUCGCCAAGCGUAGCUUGGAUGAUGAAGAACUCUCCGGUGGGGUUGUAACGGCUGAAGCUACCACCACCACUGCCAACAUUUCCGGGGAAUCGUCGGCUAAAAUGGAAGUGGAAAGCGGCGUGAGCGAGGAAAAGAUAGUGGAAGUGGACGAAAAGAUCGGCGAUGGAGAACAGUUGGCAAAUAAGGCCGAAACGAUUGAGCUUCCCGAAAAUGCAACAGAUGGAACUGGUUCCGAAGAUGGCAGCGAAACGGUGGUGGUCAAAGAUGUUACCGAUAAGCAGAGACAGUUUUGUGUUGUCAUGUAAAAUUUGUCUACCCUCAUGCGUCUCCCAUUUCCGACGUAAUUUCCAUUUUUUGCUGUCUCUAAUUUGUCUUGUUUUUUUUAUUUCCCAUUUUUAUUGGGCACCCUUGCCUGGAUGAAAGCUAUGCACCUGCGAAGUAGUAGGUGAAAUCCCACUUUUAAAAGUGUCCCUAAGCCGAAAGAAUGCGGCCGAGUGUUCUUUCAUACAAAUAAUACAAAUAAACCACGAUUUUUAGUUCGUCUCAUUAAACACUGUAUUUUCCUGCUGGAAAAUCAUCAUCAUUUACGAUUAUUUUGUUUUAUAAAAUAGGACUUGCAUCCGAAUUCGGAUUGUACACUUACUUGACCUACUUCCCAGUUGUAAGUAGAAUCGAUGAGUGAAUUGGAAAAUUUUAAUCCUUGAUAAGGAUGCAAUUUUUAGGAGAAAUAAAAUAAAUUACGACAUGGUAAAGAUAACCUUUUAGAGUCGUUUCUUAAGUGUAGUGAGAGAACUUAAAUGACAUAAAAUACCCGAUAUACAUAAUCAUCAGAACAAAUUAGUGAGCGCAACUAAAAUUACAUAUGAUAAUCCUAUCUAAUAUAAAUGAAAAUGUGUUGCUCAGCCACAAAAAAAAUCAACAAAGAAAAUAUUAAUUAAAAAUUGUAAAACGAAAAAUUGCAAUAAAAAUGAAAAAUAAACAAUUUUUAAUGUC